Molecule: messenger RNA, 3736 nt
Organism: Brienomyrus brachyistius
Lineage: Eukaryota; Metazoa; Chordata; Actinopteri; Osteoglossiformes; Mormyridae
Product: heparan sulfate glucosamine 3-O-sulfotransferase 5-like
Exons: 3
Coding region: 2198-3235 (345 amino acids)
Molecular function (GO): [heparan sulfate]-glucosamine 3-sulfotransferase activity
Source: RefSeq, a predicted model, not a curated record
GGGCAGGGGGAGGGCAUGGACGCUUAGUGGGGGCUCGAAAGGGAGCGCGUCAUCAUUCCCUGCUGUAUAAGUGUAGAUCAAUAAUAAUAACAAUAAUAAACUGCACACCGAUGUAUUAUUCAUGUUAGUCUCAUCUGUCCUCUUCCAUCCUUCAUAUUGCCCUCAACCGCCAUGAUCAAGGCUUCGCAGAAGCAUGCCGUCUGUUUACAAUCCCUUAGAAUUAGAAGUGAUUAAGAAACUACAGAUAUCGGGUUGUAUGUCAAUAAGAAGAUGGGAAUUUGCCCCUCUGAACUCAUCGUAGACAUUUUCUUCAGUCCACCGAUGAAUCAUAACUGCCCUCUUCACUGUUGUGACUGAGUAUUGAUCCCUCAGGAGUUAUCCUGCUUCUACAGACUGAAUGCAAACAUGUGGUUUAGUUUUUACAGGGGAAAAAAAAGCAAAAUUCAAUACUGCAGAUGAUCAAACAAGUUGAUAAUGAACUUCAGAGGGAACCCUAGUGGACGCUUUAGUGUUCGGACUCUGCUAAGAUAAAUGAAUGGGGAGUCAGCAUUUUUCAUUGAAGCGGUACUUUGAGGCUUGUGGGCUUUGAACAUAAGUGGAAAUACAAAUGUAUCCAGCAGCACCGAUUUGCUCACAGACUAUAGAUUUUCCUGGGCUCCGAUGUCAGAUGAUGACGGAUGACAGGUCGCCCAUGUCGCUGUUAGUGUCUGAAGCACACAGAUGUGACUGUGUCCUCUAAGGGUCACCGAGGAAAGCAGUCUGUCUGCGAUCUGGCUCUGAGGGAUUUUGUGUGGGGGGGGGUGUGGGUCAUGUUAAGCUAACAGUCUAUGCUCAGGAGCUUGAUGGCUUUUCCCCAGGGACCCCAGUGCAUCAUCUAUUUUCACAGAGAUCGCCGUGUGGGCCACCAUGAAUUUGUCUAGCUCCAGGUUAAUAAGUUGCGCACAACCUGUCCUUGAUUACUGCUCGCAUUUUAUUCUGCUUCACUGUAGAGGGAAGCAUACACACCAGGUACAGGACGGCAUGAGCAGCAUGUCCACACAGUUUACUCCUGUGCUUACAUACAUCAUCAUGGAACAGAAGAACACGACCAAUGCAUUUCUUAUGGAAGCAGUGCUUCGACACCUUCGGGUAUCAGUUUCCUGCAGCAUUGCAGCCCCUAUUAUUCUGGAUGGGUGCAAAUCUGCAGCGCAGUGAAAAAAGGCAUGCAUCAAACUCUGCUGGGAUGUACGCACUCAUACUUUAUUGAUGUCACAUUAAGAUUAGUCAACCUGCAUUUGUUGUAUCACCACCAAAUAGUUAAUUGAGAACAACAGCGCUAUGGUUGGUGAGAGAUGGCCCUUUCAUUAGUACCCUCCGGAUAAGCUUGACAAAUAGAGAUCGAACCUGCAUGCUCUUGUGCUAGGGUCUGCUGGUAUGAUACAACAAUCACAGAUAAUACAGUUUCUCAUCUGUCUGCUUUUCUGAACAGCUAUUUGCGCAGUAACUGUGUGAUUAAAGCUAAAGAAACGGAGACGCCUGCUCGCCGCAUUACUGCCUAAGCAGCGGCUGUUCCGAAACGCUAAACCGUGGCAUUGUUUCGCAGCGAUAAGCUGACUUAAAAUACGAAGUGGUGAUGUUACUUCUUCCAUUUUGUGCUUAACAUUACCACGGUAGAAACACAAUUUGGAAAAGAAAAUGCACUGAAUAUAUAUAUAAUUUUCAAAAGGAAUGCACUGGAUUAUUGAGUUUCCUAGUUAGGCAAAAUGUCAGUCCAGCUGCAAAAUGCCAUAUUCCUAAACACUUGGCAGUCCAAUUCAGGAAGCCUGAAAGUCAUCUAACCUCUCAAAGAUUCUGCACAGGUUUGAUUGCAAAAGUGGCGUUAAAGCCGGGGUUCUGGCUGCAGGUCGCCGCAGUUUGGCUGGUUUCUUCAGGAACCGCUGGUCUGCACCCCCAUUAUAUUCGACGUCGUAUUAGCAGGAACACGCUGCACCGGCCACGACGGUAGCCAUCUGCCGCCGUUUCAGGACGAUUUGUGCGAGGGAGCGAAGGAUGGCUGCGUUGCUGGAGCCGGUUAUUGCCGCCAGUGCAGCGGCCGACCAGGCGCUUCGGCACGGACACACGCCCCGGCUCUCUGCCGCCCACACGCGUGCAACGACACUCUUUUAUGCCUUUGGCAGAUUAUGGCUGAGGACACCGGCCUGACGAUUGAUGGAGGGUCAUGCUACCCGCACAGCAGGCACUGCUCAGACAGAAGUUCCUCGUGUUGGGAAGCCUCGCCAUUGGGAGUCUCCUUUACCUCGUGGCCAGAGUUGGUAGCUUGGACAGGCUGCAGCCUAUCUGCUCUGUGGAAAGCAGACUGGCACCACGUCCCCUGGGGCAGAUCCUGCUACGGACGCUGCAGUACAAGCGUGGCUUGGCCCACGAGCCACACAGGGUCAACGGCACGCAAGAGCAGGUGGGUCUGCAGCGGCUGGUGCAGCAGCUUCCCCACGCCAUCAUCAUCGGCGUCCGCAAAGGGGGCACACGCGCCCUGCUGGAGAUGCUCAACCUGCACCCAGCCGUGGUCAAGGCCUCCCAGGAGAUCCACUUCUUCGACAACGACCAGAACUAUGCGCGUGGGGUUGACUGGUACCGCCAGAAGAUGCCCUUCUCCUUCCCCCAGCAGAUAACCAUCGAGAAGAGUCCCGCCUACUUCAUCACCGAGGAGGUGCCAGAGCGCAUCUUCAAGAUGAACUCCUCCAUCAAGCUGCUGGUGAUUGUGCGCGAGCCCACCACCCGUGCCAUCUCCGACUACACCCAGGUGCUGGAAGGCAAGGAAAGGAAGAACAAAACCUACCACAAGUUUGAGAAGUUGGCCAUCGACGCGAACACCUGCGAGGUGAACACCAAGUACAAGGCCGUGCGGACCAGCAUAUACACCAAACACCUGGAGCGAUGGCUCAAGUACUUCCCUGUGGAGCAGUUCCACAUCGUGGAUGGGGACCGCCUCAUAGUGGACCCUCUGCCAGAGCUGCAGCUGGUGGAGCAGUUCCUGGAGCUCCCAUCCCGCAUCAGUCAGUACAACCUGUACUACAACGCCACCAGGGGCUUCUACUGCCUGCGAUUCAACGUCGUCUUCAGCAAGUGCCUGGCAGGAAGCAAGGGUCGCAUCCACCCCGACGUCGACCCCCCCGUGGUGGCCAAGCUGCAAAGGUUCUUCCACCCGUUCAAUCAGAAGUUUUACCAGAUCACCGGCAGGACAUUCAACUGGCCCUGAGGAGCUCGGCGACUCACGUGCUCGUUGUUGGAGUCGAUAUACUGGCAUUUCCAGAACUGUCCCUUUUAAAAAUAAAAUGUUCAAAGCACUUUUUGAUUGCAACUGAGACUGAAAGGUAUCACAAGGUGACCAAAUUAGGAAUGGGAUCAAUAUUUGUAAUUUAUAUAUGUAUAUGUAUGUACAAAGCCACCGGAUGACAGCUGAUGGCUGUAGUUUGUAAGCAUUUAUUGAAAGUGCCCAUUCUUUCUAUUAAUUGCCUGUUUAGUUUCAGACAAAAUGAUUCUGCUUUAUAGACGGUUUUUAUCUGGAUCCAUUCGGUCUUAUUUUACUUCACCGAAAGAUUAUACCAGCUGACCUGGUCAUGCUGUUUUCUUUAAGGUGAUCGUCAGCCACAAAAUAUAGACCACAGCAUAAAACAGUAUCUCUUCACACGAGAAAAAAAGCCUGUUAAGUUUCAGCUGUUACUCUCAGGGGUAGGGCACCUGAUCCAUGGAGAGCCGG